Monosiga brevicollis MX1 is the source of this 801-nucleotide messenger RNA. RefSeq lists its product as uncharacterized. Gene Ontology annotation, biological process: nucleocytoplasmic transport; activation of GTPase activity. Gene Ontology annotation, cellular component: nucleus; cytosol; perinuclear region of cytoplasm. The record is from RefSeq and is a predicted model, not a curated record. NCBI's taxonomy places the organism in Eukaryota, Choanoflagellata, Craspedida, Salpingoecidae. The transcript has 8 exons. The coding region runs from base 1 to 801 and encodes 266 amino acids. Gene Ontology annotation, molecular function: small GTPase binding; GTPase activator activity.
AUGGCAGCACCGGCGACAAGCCCGUUGGUGGCUGGGGUAGUCGAGGGGUUACCGGCAGCUGCACAGACCAAACUGGCAGAGCAGCUGCAGAAUCAAGCACUGCUGGAACUGGACGCUGCGCGCUGCCGCCUGAACGAUACGAGUUUGCCGGCUGUUCUACAGCUGUUGCCACCUAUUCCCUGGUACACCAUCCGGCACCGAUCUGCCAACUUUCCCAGUCAUGUCUCUUACAUUGCCAACGGCAUGGGUCCGGUUACCGCUUGCGAGCUGAUACCUCUUGCUGGCACUACCUCUGCGAAACAGGUCGCACACGAGCACGAGUGGAGGUCGCUGAGCCUUAGCUUUAACAAAAUCCGCGCCGAUGCCGCAGAUAGCCUCACAGCGCUGCUAAAGCGCGAGUUGUUGGUUCUUGAUAUCUCCCAUAACGCACUGGGAGAUGAAGGUGCCUUUGUAGGGUCUUGCAGAUGGGUUGCUCAUGGGCGCGGCGUUGACACGGCUCGCAUUGGCCAAAGCCCAGAUUUGCGGGGCAACCGUAUCGGUGACAAGGGCUUUAGCCGAUUGACGCAGGCAUUGCAAUCGGCUGCCACCAAGCUUCAAUCACUCGACAUGCAGAAAAAUGGCCUGACUGAUGCAAGCAUGCCGGGGCUGCUCGCCUGCCUUUGCACGGCCGGAGUCCAGCUGCACAACGUGAAUCUGGCUAGCAAUCCCGAGGUAUGGUACAAAAAGCGAUUCUUGUGUCUGGGGCUUGAUGAGUCAGUCUUGUCCAUCGCAUUGAUUCGGGGCGCCAGAGCUAGGCGUUGA